CUGAGCAUCGCCGUGGUGCUGGUGGGCAACUCCAGCGAGGUGGCCCUGGCCGACGGGCGGGAGAAGGACGACUUCCUGUACAUGCCCCUCCUGCCCAACGUGGAGCUGGUCACCAUGAACGAGACCGACCCCAAGAGCAUCAUCACGCGCAUCUGCGACCUCAUGACCAAGUCCUGGCUGCAGGGCGUGGUGUUCGGGGACGACACCGAUCAGGAGGCCAUCGCCCAGAUCCUGGACUUCAUCUCGGCCGAAACGCACAUCCCCAUCCUGGGCAUCCGAGGCGGGUCCUCCAUGAUCAUGGCUGCCAAGGACGAUAACUCCAUGUUUUUCCAGUUUGGCCCCUCCAUUGAGCAGCAGGCCUCGGUCAUGCUGAACAUCAUGGAGGAGUACGACUGGUACAUCUUCUCCAUCGUUACCACCUACUAUCCCGGCUACAAGGACUUUGUCAAUAAGAUCCGCAGCACCAUCGAGAACAGCUUCGUGGGCUGGGAGCUGGAGGAGGUGCUGCUGCUGGACAUGUCUGCGGAGGACGGCGACCUGAAGAUCCAGAACCAGCUGAAGAAGCUGCAGAGCCCCGUCAUGCUGCUGUACUGCACCAAGGAGGAGGCGUCCACCAUCUUCCAGGUGGCCCACUCUGUGGGCCUGACGGGCUACGGGUACACCUGGAUCGUCCCCUCGCUGGCAGCCGGGGACGCCGACACCGUGCCCGCAGAAUUCCCUACAGGUCUGAUCUCCGUGUCGUAUGAUGAGUGGGACUACGGCCUGGAGGCCAGGGUACGUGACGGGGUGGCCAUCAUCGCCAUGGCAACCGCCACCAUGAUGCUCGACCGGGGGCCGCACACCCUCCUGAAGUCGGAAUGCCACGGGGCGCCGGACAAGAAGGGCCCAAGCGCCGGGAACCCCAACGAAGUGCUCAGGUACCUCAUGAAUGUGACAUUUGAGGGGCGCAACCUGUCCUUCAGUGAGAAUGGCUAUCAGAUGCACCCCAAACUGGUCAUCAUUCUCCUGGACAAGGAACGCAAAUGGGACAGGGUGGGGAAGUGGGAGAACGGCUCUCUGAGUAUGAAGUACCACGUGUGGCCGCGCUUCGAGCUGUACUCGGACACGGAGAACCGCGAGGACGACCACCUGUCCAUCGUCACGCUGGAGGAGGCGCCCUUCGUCAUCGUGGAGGACGUGGACCCGCUGAGUGGCACCUGCAUGAGGAACACCGUGCCCUGCAGGAAGCAGCUGAAGAUCUUAAAUCAGACAAAGGAUUCGGGCAUCUACAUCAAGCGCUGCUGCAAGGGCUUCUGCAUCGACAUCCUGAAGAAGAUCGCCAAGAACGUCAAGUUCACCUACGACCUCUACCUGGUCACCAACGGGAAGCACGGCAAGAAGAUCAACGGAACCUGGAACGGCAUGGUCGGCGAGGUGGUGUUGAAGAAUGCCCAUAUGGCAGUGGGCUCCCUGACCAUCAAUGAGGAGAGGUCGGAGGUCAUCGACUUUUCCGUGCCCUUCAUAGAGACUGGCAUCAGUGUAAUGGUCUCCCGUAGCAACGGCACUGUCUCGCCCUCAGCCUUCCUGGAGCCGUUUAGUGCAGACGUUUGGGUGAUGAUGUUCGUGAUGCUGCUGUUGGUGUCGGCGAUGGCUGUCUUCAUAUUUGAGUACCUCAGUCCUGUUGGUUAUAAUCGCUGUCUUGCGGAUGGGAGAGAGCCUGGGGGUCCCUCCUUCACCAUCGGAAAGGCCAUCUGGCUGCUCUGGGGCCUGGUCUUCAACAACUCCGUCCCCGUGCAGAACCCCCGCGGCACCACCAGCAAGAUCAUGGUGUCCGUCUGGGCCUUCUUCGCUGUCAUCUUCCUGGCCAGCUACACUGCCAACCUGGCCGCCUUCAUGAUCCAGGAGGAGUACGUGGACCAGGUGUCCGGGCUGAGCGACAAGAAGUUCCAGAGGCCCAACGAUUUCUCUCCGCCAUUUCGGUUCGGGACGGUGCCCAACGGGAGCACGGAGAGAAACAUCCGGAACAACUACAAGGAGAUGCACACCUACAUGGUGAAAUACCACCAGAAGAACGUGGACGAGGCGCUGUACAGCCUGAAGAUGGGGAAGCUGGACGCCUUCAUCUACGACGCGGCCGUGCUCAACUACAUGGCGGGCCGGGACGAAGGCUGUAAGCUGGUGACCAUCGGCAGCGGGAAGGUCUUCGCCUCCACGGGCUACGGCAUCGCCAUCCAGAAGGACUCCAGCUGGAAGAGGGCCAUCGACCUGGCCAUUCUGCAGCUCUUCGGAGACGGUGAGAUGGAGGAGCUGGAGUCUCUGUGGCUGACGGGAAUCUGCCAUCACGAGAAGAACGAGGUGAUGAGCAGUCAGUUGGACGUGGACAACAUGGCGGGCGUGUUCUACAUGCUGGGCGCGGCCAUGGCUCUUUCCCUCAUCACCUUCAUCGCCGAACACCUCUUCUACUGGCAGCUGCGCUUCUGCUUCAUGGGUGUCUGCUCUGGCAAGCCGGGCUUCACCUACUCCAUCAGCAGGGGCAUCUACAGCUGCAUUCACGGAGUCCAGAUUGAAGAGAACAAGUCGGCGCUCAACUCCCCCUCGGCCACCAUGAACAACACGCACUCCAGCAUCCUGCGUCUGCUGCGCACCGCCAAAAACAUGGCGUCCCUCUCGGGCGUCAACGGCUCGCCGCACAGCGCCCUGGACUUCAUCCGCCGCGAGUCGUCCGUGUACGACAUCUCGGAGCACCGCCGCAGCCUGGCGGGCCACUCGGACUGCAAGGCCCCGUACCUCCCCGAGGACAACAUGUUCAGCGACUACAUCAGCGAGGUGGAGAGGACGUUCGGGAACCUUCACCUGAAGGACAGCAACCUGUACCAGGACCACUACCUGCACCACCACCCGAGCUCGGCCACCCCGCUGGGCCUGGCCGGGCCCCCGCCCAACCGGCCUCACAGCCUGGGAAGCAGCAGCUCCCUGGAGGGGGGCAUGUACGACUGCGACAGUCUCGGGGGUGGGGUGGCCCCCAUAUUCACCACCCAGCCCCGGUCCUCCAUCACCCACAGGAACAAUAAGUUUGACCUGAUCGCCGGGCAGACACCACCCUCCGGCCCCGGUUUUCAGCCGGGCCUGCCCGACAUAUACGGGAAGUUCGGCUUCAAAGGCGCGGCGUCCAGCUCAGGGUUUAUCGCGGGACACGAGCGGUACUGCGGGGCGGGGGGCGGGAUGAGCGGCGACGACGGGAACAUCCGCUCCGACGUGUCGGACAUCUCCACCCACACCGUCACCUACGGCAACCUGGAGGGGAACGCCAAGAAGCGCAAGCAGUACAGGGACAGCCUGAAGAAGAGGCCGGCUUCCGCCAAGUCGCGGCGCGAGCUGGACGAGAUCGAGCUGGGCUACCGGAGGCGGCCCCACCACUCGGGACACCACCACUACCACGGCCCCCAGACCCACCGCUCGGCCUCCCCGCCCCCUGGACCCUCCGAGCGGAAGAGCCAGAGGGGCGGGGCCGGCGGGAACUGCUCCUCGUACUUAUUCCGCGACAAGGAGAGCCUGAGAGACUUCUACCUGGACCAGUUCCGCCCCAAGGAAGGGGUCCCGCAGUGGGAACAUGUGGAUUUGACUGACGGGCCCAGGGGGGGCAGCAGUGGCGGGGGUGGGGGUAGCAGCUUGGUAGGGGUGGAGGAUUUCUUGAAAAGCAAAAGCAAGAAGACGGAGUGUAAGGGUGGUGGGCAGACCUGUGGGGGCCUGACAGGGGGCGAGUGGGAGUGUCGAAACUGCCGCGCCAGCGUAGGAGGACCCAAACCGAUGCUGCACGGGGGUGGGGGUGGGGGGUACGGAGGCGGGCCGGGAGGGGGCGGCUCGGGGGGAGGGGGCAGCCGUCCCAGCUCUGCCUCCGCCUGCAUGCGGUGCGACGCUUGCAAAAAGACAGGCAACCUGUAUGACAUCAGCGAGGACAACAACCACCUUUUGGAACAGCUGGGGGACAGUUACUCCAUGGAGGGUGGGAAGGGGGGGAUCGGGCAGCCGCUGACCCAAGCCCAGCGCCGGAGGCCCAGUCUGGGGGGCAAGCCCUUGCGCAGGCAGCACUCGUACGACACGUUCGUCGACCUGCAGAAGGAGGAGACGGGAGGGCUCGGAGGCGGGAUGGGGGGCCUGGGCGUGGGGGGCGGCGGGAUGGGGGGCAUGCUGCCCCCGCCCAGGAGUGUGAGCCUGAAAGACAAAGAUCGCUUCAUGGAGGGCGGGAGCCCAUACUCGCACAUAUUCGACAGGCACGGGGGGUCGGAGCGCGAGCGAGUCAGCGACCGGGAUCCGCUGUUUUUGGCCGGGGAGAGAGGGAAAGGGGGCUCUCCUUUCGGGCUGUUCCGGGGAGGUGAGGGGGUGCUGCACCGUCGGUCGUUCGGAGACAGAGACCGAGACAGAGGGAUGAUGGGGGAAGGGGGCGGAAUGGGAGGUUUCUCCUUGUCCAAGUCUCUGUACCCGGACAGGGUGAACCAGAACCCCUUCGUCCCCACGUUUGGCGAUGACCAGUGUCUUUUGCACGGCGCCAAACAGUCCUACUACGAGAAGAAGGAGCAGCAGCCGCAGUUCCAUAAGAGCAGCCCCACGGACUUCAGGGGCUCCAUGGGCGCGGCUUCCUUCCUGCCCGCCUCGGCCGCCGCGGGGGUGCUGUCCAACGUGGCCCCCAGGUUCCCCAAGGAGCUGUGUCUGGGGGGGCCCCUGGGCAACCACCUCGGGGCCCCCAGCAACAACAAGCUGCUGUCCGCCAGGGAUGGCCUCUGCGUCCAGCGGCCCUUCAACAGCUCCAGCAACGGACAUGUCUACGAAAAGCUGUCGAGCAUCGAGUCCGAUGUGUGA
Molecule: messenger RNA, 4836 nt
Organism: Conger conger (European conger)
Lineage: Eukaryota; Metazoa; Chordata; Actinopteri; Anguilliformes; Congridae
Product: glutamate receptor ionotropic, NMDA 2B-like
Exons: 15
Coding region: 82-4836 (1584 amino acids)
Biological process (GO): excitatory postsynaptic potential; synaptic transmission, glutamatergic; long-term synaptic potentiation
Cellular component (GO): plasma membrane; NMDA selective glutamate receptor complex; postsynaptic membrane
Molecular function (GO): NMDA glutamate receptor activity; transmitter-gated monoatomic ion channel activity involved in regulation of postsynaptic membrane potential
Source: RefSeq, a predicted model, not a curated record